AUGCCUCCUAGCCGAUCUAUUACACUUUUCCAGCCUAAUCUGGAAAUGUCCCAGCACACUGCCAAUGUUCUCAAUGCUCACUUGAUCAACGGGAACCAUCACGCUGAUUACUUAGUUCUCAACAGCUCUCAGUACAAGGAGUUGAGAGAAGAAGCAAGGCACAUGGGUGAAUUUUUACCUAGUAUAGUUAUCAGUGCGAAGUUUGCUGAACCCAAGCUGAUUUCCCAAUAUGGGAAUAUUAAUAUCCCUAUGAUCGAGCUUCCUUUGGAAACUCAAUCAAUUCGUUCACCCACUCCCAUGGCCUUUGCCUGCCGUAUAACUAGUGGUCCAUUCCUUCCUGGCUACGAUACAGAUUUCUACACGAAGGACAACUUUAGCGCUACUGCGGAAGUUAAGAGAGGUGAGGUGAGAUUGAAGAAAGAAGAAGAAACUGACGAUGAAGACUCCAUGUGCAGGAAUGUUCCACCUACUCCUCCUCCCACUCCCUCUAUUCAGUCACGUGCACCCGCGUUGAAACCUGUGAGUCUUCCGAUCGCGGAAGGCUGGACUAACAUUACGAAGGAAACCUCUGGCGGAGACGUCAAUGCAGAAGGUAUCCGUGACAAUGAAGACACCUCAGAUGAUUCCAUGUCCACCAACUCAUCCUCCUCCCUGUCUGAUGGGGAGGACAACGAUGCACUCAUGCUCCCAUCUCAGAUGAUAGUCUACCAUUGUCUCUCACAUCUCGCGCAAGACCUCGCCAACCCGGAAUCUCAUUGCACAAUUCCUUCGCUCGUCCCGUCCCUCAAAUCCAACAGGACUCUUGACAUGUUGGACGAGGCCAUGGCUGACCAGGCAGUACAUGAGCUAGGGCUUGAGCUCGCUGGUUUUCAUACCGCUCGCCCUAGCUCUGUUUUCCAUUAUGAUACACCCAGCUACGACAAAACUGUCCCGCAUGGACGCUCCUGUCUUCAUACUCAUUUGUACGAGUUGAAGAACAUGCGUGCGAUCCUUCAGCUAAUGCACGCUACACUUACUCCCAUUCAGUCACAGGAAUCACUCCUUUCACUUAUCUUCAUGAUUGUCGACAGAGUGCACUGCAUCCCCGCCAACAUCAAUUGGGUGUCUUUCUUUUUGCAGAUGUGUCCCACAUCUAACCCAUUGUUCACUAUCGACAAGGCUGCGACGCUUCACACUGCGUCGGGUUUAUUCCGUUUCUAUUCCUAUUUUCAACUCACUGACACUAUCAAUGACCUCCUUGCACUAUCCCUUCUAGACGAGGACAUUGUCCACCAACUCCUCCAGAACUAUUCUCUCGACAACCUUUGUGGUACUGGUGUCAUGCUAAAUGUCAGCUCUAACUACUUGUUGUGUACCGCCAAGUCCCAGGCCCAACGUUGCUUCAACACUUGGCACAUUGGCCCAUACAUUUUGGAAUAG
Suillus discolor is the source of this 1419-nucleotide messenger RNA. RefSeq lists its product as uncharacterized. Bases 1 to 1419 code for a protein of 472 amino acids. The transcript has 4 exons. The record is from RefSeq and is a predicted model, not a curated record. Lineage: Eukaryota; Fungi; Basidiomycota; Agaricomycetes; Boletales; Suillaceae.